AACUGUUCUUGACUGACGGACACAGGCGCCUUCCGCCGCUCACCCUGAGAGCCCGCAUAUAAAAAGUCUUGGACCCCUCUCUCACUCGUCUCUCUCUCUGCUUCUCUGAUCGAUAAGCAGAAGAAGAAAAAGAAGAAGAAAUAGCAGGGGAGCGGAGAGCAAGAGCUCCCCUCCUUUGACCCAAGGGUUGAUUGGAUCUUUAUGAGUGUCGAUCUGCAACAUCUGUCGGUGGGCUGAGAAACAAUGCCAAGCCAGCUAUGGUUUGCACUGCUAAUGAUCUACUGGCAUGGAAGGAUUUUCCUAAGGGCCUCAGGGUUCUUCUUCUUGACGAAAACAGCAGUUCUGCUGCUGAGAUGAGAUCAAAGCUUUUGGAAAUGGAUUAUAUUGUUUAUACAUUCAGUAAUGAGCAUGAAGCUCUGUUGGCUAUUUCAGAUAAACCUGAGAACUUCCAUAUUGCUAUUGUAGAGGUGAAUGCAAACAACAGUGAUGGGAUUUUUAAGUUCCUUGAAACUGCCAAGGAAUUACCCACCAUUAUGACAUCAAACAUCCAUUGCCUACGCACCAUGAUGAAGUGUAUAGCGCUUGGCGCAGUUGAGUUCCUCCAUAAACCUCUUUUGGAGGAUAAACUAAGGAAUAUUUGGCAGCACGUUGUUCAUAAGCAGGCAUUUAAUGCUGGGGGAAGCGUUCUGUCUGAAUCACUAAAUCCUGUCAAAGAAUCCAUGGUUUCGAUGCUACAGCUCCACUUGGAAAAUGGAGAACCAAAAAAUCAAGUAUCUUUAGAAGUAGAAAGAGCAUCACAGGUUCAUGAAAACAGCCAUGAACGGUCUGGAGGAAGUGAUAAGUACCCGGCCCCUUCAACCCCACAAUUAGAGCAGGGAGGUAGAUUACUGGAUGAUGGAGAUUGCCAGGAUCAAACUAACUGCUCAUCGGAGAAAGAGAUUGGAGAUCAAGAUGGGGAAUCUAAAUCUGUCGAAACUACUUGUGGCAAUUCAGUUGCUGAAGGAACUGUUCAGGUGGGCCUGCCUCAGAGAUCAGGAGAGAUUGCAAUCAAAGAGGAGGAUGAUUCAGCUUCUGAUUCCAAGAAUUUGAGUAAUACGUCUCUUCAUCCGCAAAGUAAUGGUGCUGUCAAUGACUUUGGUGGUGAGGCUGAAAACUCCACUAAGGCAUCUGGUCUCCAUAAUUCUAGUGGGACUAAAGCCAAUAGGAGGAAGGUCAAGGUAGACUGGACGCAUGAACUGCACAAAAAAUUUGUGCAGGCAGUGGAGCAACUGGGCGUGGAUCAAGCCAUUCCAUCUCGAAUACUGGAGCUGAUGAAAGUGGAAGGUCUCACAAGGCAUAAUGUUGCAAGUCAUCUUCAGAAAUAUCGAAUGCAUCGGAGGCACAUUUUGCCCAAGGAAGAUGAUCGGAGAUGGCCAAACCCUAGGGAUCCGAUGCAAAGGAGUUAUCAUCAUCCGCAUAAACCGAUCAUGGCCUUUCCUCCAUACCACUCUACUCAUGUGUUCCCAACGGGCCAGAUCUACCCUGUAUGGGGACAGCCCAGCAGCCAACCAACCAGUGUCCAGAUGUGGGGCGCACAAGGCUAUCCCGCUUGGCAGCCGAUAGAAAGUUGGCAGCAUUGGAGCCCUUAUUCAGGGAUGCAUGCAGAUGCAUGGGGUUGCCCUGUGAUGCCAACCCCUCAUGCUCCAUGUUCUAACUUCCCUCAAAAUGCAACUGGAUUACAGUGUACCAAUGUAGUCGAAAAUGGAUGCGGCAUGCCUCCUUUUGACCUUCACCCGGGAGAGGAGGCAAUAGACAAAGUAGUGAAAGAGGCCAUCAGCAAGCCAUGGCUGCCCCUCCCCCUCGGCCUCAAACCUCCGUCCACCGACACCGUCCUCGCCGAGCUCUCCAAACGCGGCAUCUCCGCCGUCCCUCCCUACACCACCGCCUCCACUCUCCCCUGACCCUUGAUCCCUCAAUGAUACGCCGUCUCGCUCUCCAUCCUACAAAUCCAAGCCGUUGAUUUCCGGAGACCGCCCUCUCCUCGCUAGGCGCCACACCACUGGAUUAUUCCCAUGUGCCAUAUUAUCAUCUCCAAUAAAGUGGAUCUCACGCGCCGUCGUGGCGAUCCUUCCCGGUCGCAUACAAACAAGGAAAGAGGACGGCCACAGCAGGACGGAACGAACGGCGGAGAAGCAGCCAGGUACACGCUUUUAAUACCGCAAUUUAAAGCUGUGGUUGUAAGUUGAUCAUUGGGUGCGAUUGCGUGGUGUAACGAUCAUCGGGCGGUGAUGGACCGCUGUUUAAUUUGGGGUUGUUGGGCGGGACCCACUUGUAGAAAUGGAUAAUGGUAACAGGGAGGACCCACGCCUUGUGAGUUGCAAUUUGCAAAUAAAGUUGACGAACAGGAUUUUGUGGA
Messenger RNA from Malania oleifera, 2395 nucleotides. RefSeq names its product two-component response regulator-like APRR2. The transcript has 12 exons. The record is from RefSeq and is a predicted model, not a curated record. Gene Ontology annotation, biological process: positive regulation of DNA-templated transcription; phosphorelay signal transduction system. The coding region runs from base 258 to 1940 and encodes 560 amino acids. Gene Ontology annotation, molecular function: transcription cis-regulatory region binding; DNA-binding transcription factor activity. Gene Ontology annotation, cellular component: nucleus. NCBI's taxonomy places the organism in Eukaryota, Viridiplantae, Streptophyta, Magnoliopsida, Santalales, Ximeniaceae.